This is a messenger RNA of Venturia canescens, 6142 nucleotides long. RefSeq lists its product as uncharacterized. The record is from RefSeq and is a predicted model, not a curated record. Gene Ontology annotation, molecular function: peroxidase activity; heme binding. NCBI's taxonomy places the organism in Eukaryota, Metazoa, Arthropoda, Insecta, Hymenoptera, Ichneumonidae. The transcript has 6 exons. Gene Ontology annotation, biological process: response to oxidative stress. Bases 186 to 4472 code for a protein of 1428 amino acids.
GCUCGAUGUUGUCGUCGCGCGAAGUGUGCGACGGGUGUGAAUACUAAAGAGGCUUAAUAUUUUCGGCUGGUAACAUUUCGUGGAUUUGAAAAAUAUAAAAAAACAAAGUUGCUGUAUUUUUUUUCGUCUUUAUUUUUUUUAACAACGCUGAUAAUUCUACGAAAGGGGACAUCGAGCGAACGAGGAUGAAGAAAAUCGGUUUGUUCCGAACGGGCCUGUACUUGCUGUCCACGGUUCUGGUUGCGAGUUCACUUUCCCCAACGUUCCAGCACUUCGACGUUUCAGAGUAUGUGUACGGUGUAGAUCAUGAUCUACAGGCGAGGGCACGUGCCGCCGUCGAGGCCGAGAGGUACGCGGCUCAGUCGAGAUCCUGGCUGCAAAAUAGACUGGGGGCCGAUGGAAUACAGUGUAGGCCUAUACCAGAGAGGCCAUGUCCUCCGAGCAAAUACAGAACACCCUCGGGUGCCUGUAACAACGUGAGACAUGCCGCGUGGGGCGCCAGAGGCUCACCCUUCCUCAGAUUUAUGACUCCCUCGUACGAAGACGGUUUUUCGAGACCGAGACAAUCGGUUACAAGGCACUCCCUACCCUCGGCAACGGAAGUGAUCGAACGAGUGGUUUCCGGCGGAUCUUCUUCGGCUGGUCAUCACGAGGGCUUGACGAGUUUCACGGGAGUGUGGUCGGAGCUUUUACUGCGCGACAUUAGCUCACCGGUUCGGCCAUCGAUGCGUGAGAACCGUUGUUGCGACAAGAGCUUCGAUCAUUACGAGUGUUACGCGAGCAUAGACGGGGAGGAAGUUUGUCGUCCGUAUUACCGAACAGUGCCGACGCUGAGCGCUCACAGCUGUAAAUUCGUAAGUCGCGAGCAAAUGAACGGCGCGACUGGUUAUUUGGAUGGGAGCGAUAUUUACGGAAAUACAGACGAAAAAUUGCAUCUUUUGAGAACCUACGAAGACGGCAAAGUCGAUCCGGAGGCCUGUCAAAUAUGUAACGUCACUUCGAGCGCAUCCUCUUUGGGGGAGUUGUACAGAGUCAUCCUCCACGAGCACAAUCGCAUCGCCACGUACCUCGCCGAAUUCAAUUCGGAGUGGGACGAUUCGAAAAUCUUCCUCGAGGCACGUCGCGCCGUCGUCGCUCAGCUACAACACGUUACGAUCAACGAAUUCGUCCCGAGCGUUCUCGGGGAAGCAGCCAUUACCGAUCGCGAAUUGAGGCCCGUCACUCGCGGAUUUUACCAAGGUUAUUCCUCGGAAAAUCGCGCAGGCGCUUUCGACGCCGUAGCACUCGCCGCGCUCGAGGCUCUCGCUUCCAUGGGCAGAGAAAACAGCCGGACGAAUUCUGCCCCGAAACUCGGUAAUCACGUCGCAAAGCCGGCCAAAAACGUAAAUCUCGACGGCCGCGAAUCUCCCGUGGAUCCGAGAUGGAGCGCGGCUGCGCUUCUCGUCCACGCUGCUCGCGAUCACGGAAUUCCGGGCUACGUCGAGUUCGUAAAAUACUGCAACAACGGUUACAGCCAAAUAAAGAAUUUCACGGAUUUCGAAAGCUUCAUGAGUCCUGCCGAGGCGAGGAAACUCGCGACGGUGUACUCCAGAGUCGAAGACGUUGAUUUGCUCGUCGGCGGUUCUUUGGAAACGCCGAGGGAGGGCGCAGCCGUCGGGCCGACCUUUGCGUGCCUGCUGCAAAAACAAUUCGCCAAGCUCCGAAAUUCCGAUCGUUUCUGGUACGAAAACGAUCUGCCGCCUUCGAGUUUGAGCAGCGAGCAAAUCGCGGCGAUCAGACAGGUUUCCCUCAGCGGAAUGAUCUGCGCUCACACAAUAAUACCGAGGAUUCAACCGAAGGUUUUCAUCCAGCCGGAUCCUUACUUGAACGCGAAAAUAAGUUGCGACAAGUCUGCGAUUCUCGACCUGAGCGCCUGGAAAGAGGUGCAAGUACCGGUCGCCGUGCCCGAGAUCACGAACGAAAUGGCAGCUCCGCAAAAGUCGAGUUUCGUGGCCGAAUUGCCGCCCGAAGUAAUAGCGGCGGCUGUGAAAAAAGCCGAGAACGAUUUGCUCGCCCGUAAACAGUUGGAAUACAACUCGUGGCUUCAGCAGAGAACAGCCGAUCCAAAAUCACCGGCGGGAACGGCGGCGAGCUUUUCCAAAGCGAACAAAGACGCGCUGCUUCUGGCAAACUCGUCGAUACUCUACGAACUCGCAACGAACGAGAUAGUGAACGGUGUUCACGGACUGAGACGCCGUAAGCGUCAGGCCUUCGACUCCGGUGACAACAUCCUCAACUUCCCAGGCAGCGAUUUUUCUGACCUUCUCCAAAACGUUGACAUAUCAGGUUUCCUGCCGGCGGGCAAAGCUACCAAUCACGAAGAGAUCGACUGUCCGGCUGACGAGAGUCCGUGCGACCCCACAACGCCCUACCGCACGUUGACCGGGCAUUGCAACAAUUUGCGUAACCCAACCCUCGGUCAAUCGUUGACGACGUUCGCCAGACUUUUGCCACCGGUUUACGAAGACGGAGUUUCGAAGCCACGCAUGAGCUCGAUCAACGGAUCGCCGUUGCCAAAUCCACGCGUCAUCUCGACGACGAUCCAUCCGGACAUAUCAAAUCUGCACAACCGUUACACACUCAUGGUGAUGCAGUUCGCCCAAUUCCUGGAUCACGAUUUGACCAUGACUCCGAUCCACAAAGGCUUCGCGGAAUCGAUACCCUCGUGCAGAUCCUGCGAUUCGGCGAGGACGGUCCAUCCCGAGUGCAAUCCUUUCCCGAUACCACCGGGCGAUCAUUUCUUCCCAACGAUCAAUGAAACGAGCGGAGCAAGAAUGUGCUUCCCUUCGAUGAGAUCGUUGCCUGGACAGCAACAUCUCGGUCCGAGAGAGCAAGUCAACCAAAACACCGCUUUCCUCGACGCCUCGGUUAUUUACGGCGAGAACAAAUGCAUCGCUGACGUUUUGCGCGGCUUCACCGGCCGGAUGAACAUAACGACUCAUCCCGUCAGGGGGAAAGACCUGCUCCCUCAGUCCGCCACCCAUCCCGAGUGCAAAGCUGCUUCGAAGUACUGCUUCAUCGGCGGCGACAGCAGAGCUUCCGAACAGCCUGGAUUGACGGUGAUGCACACCAUGUGGGUCCGCGAACACAAUCGAAUAAUGGAAGGUUUGAGACGAGUUAACCCACACUGGGACGGCGAGAAACUCUACCAGCAGACUCGUCGCAUCGUCAGCGCAAUGUUCCAGCACAUAACCUACAACGAAUUUCUUCCCCGUAUCCUCGGCUGGAAUGCGGUCAGUCUUUACGGCUUGAAGCUCCUGCCCCAAGGCUACUACAAGGAAUACUCUCCGACCUGUAACCCCAGCGUGCUAAACGAAUUCGCUACAGCUGCUUACAGAAUCGGGCAUUCUUUGCUCCGACCGCAUUUGCCGCGAAUGGACCACAAUUACCAGCCCAUGGACCCGCCGAUUUUGCUGCGCGACGGUUUCUUCAAUCCCGACAUGCUCUACCAACAGUCCAUGAUCGACGAAAUGAUAAGAGGCCUCGUAGCUACGCCCAUGGAAACAUUGGAUCAGUUCAUCACCGGUGAAGUAACCAAUCACUUGUUCGAGCAGCACAACAUUCCUCACUCGGGUAUCGAUCUCAUUGCGUUGAACGUUCAUCGUGCCAGAGACCACGGAAUUCCGUCUUACAACAAUUAUCGAGCUCUCUGUAAUCUCAAACGUGCCAACACUUUCGAGGACCUGUCAAGAGAAAUGACGCCCGAAGUUAUCGCAAGAAUGAAGAGAAUCUACGCUUCCGUCGACGACAUUGAUCUCUUCCCGGGUGGCAUGAGCGAGAGGCCUUUGCAAGGAGGCCUCGUCGGACCAACCUUCGCUUGUAUCAUCGCCAUACAAUUUAGACAAGCGAGAAAGUGCGAUCGUUUCUGGUACGAAACCGACGAUCCGAAUAUACGCUUCACCGAACCACAGCUCGCCGAAAUACGAAAGAACACACUGUCCAAAGUCAUCUGCGAGAACAUGGACAGUCACGUCGAAAUGCAAAGGGCUGCUUUCGACUUACCCAGCAAUUUCUUGAACCCACGCGUACCAUGCGGAUCCAUGCCCCACAUGGACUUCGGCCCUUGGGCCGAAACUCGCCACGGUUGCCAAAUCGGUAACAGAAAUGUAGCCGUUGGCCAGUCCGGAUUCCCUACACCUUGCACCAGCUGCGUUUGCACCAACGAAGGAACUCAAUGUGCUUCGCUUCGAAUAACCGAUUGCAACCAAUUAUUGCGAGAGGCAUCUCGCGAGGCGAUACUUCGUGACGACGUUUGCACAGCACAAUGCGGUUUCGCUCUUGCAGCAUCCGAGUCAACGGCGAGACUGCAGUUUUCGUCAUCGAACACAAGAUUCUCAGGUUUUUCGUCGAACCACAAUGGCCUAAGAGGACCGACGACACCAUCGAGUUUCAACGGUUUUAAGCUACCCGAUCUCUCUCAGUUUAUCGGUUGAACAAACUUUUCGAACACUGGCAAAUCGUUCGUUUCCUUAAAGCCAUUACAAUAGAAGAAAGUGAUGCCGAAACGAAAUUUAAUAUGUACAGUUUAAUUAAUGAUUUAUUUUUACUGCCCAGUUUUUUGUUUUCGACCAUUGUUAUCAUUAUUUUUAUCACUGAAAGCAAACGAAAAAAAAAUAUCGAACUCAAAGACGAAAGAAGUUCGUCCGAUCGGUGGUUGCUAGAGUUGUGUACGAUCGAUCAGAAUCUGUACAGUUUUUUCACUCUCAAACAGCCGAUGGUGAGUUCGAAGCAAAUUUUUUUUUUUUUUUUUACUUUCUGGAGUAUCUCCAGGAGAGAGUGAGGACGAGAGAUUAUUCUAAAGGCGUGUAAAUAUAGGCUUUAAGUUGCGUGUAUGUAUCAAGAUUUUUUUAUUUUUAUUUUUAUUUUUUUUUCAUUUGAGGAAUUAUGAUAAUCAGGAGAGCAAAAGAGUGGACGUGAAAUGUCAAUUUAAGCAUGUGAAAGAGAUCCCGCGGCGUGAAAGUUGAUCGAGGUACACAUGUUACCGCAAUAUCCACGAAUAACAAAUCGCGACAGUCCCGCAAUUUGUCGACAGAGAGUAAGAGAGCAAACGUAUGACGAUUUAAACGUACAUUUCAUAAAUGUGUACGUGUCAAUUCAAACACUCCAUCAAACUCUGGAACUCGGGAUCCACGAAUAUAAUUUGUUUCGAUUUCCUGCCGAAUGAGAAAUUCCGUAAACACCCCGAGUUCUUUGUAAAAUUUAAAAAACAAACAAAGCAUAACGAUUUUGUUUUUCAUGAAAAUUCUACUGCUGCGGAACACUCGUCGAUGAAAAAAAAUAUCCAAAGGAUCAUAACAAAACGUUCCCUUCCAUUGUGCCACGAAAAUAUGAAAUUCUUUUCCCGACUGCAUUUAUUUUUGUUCGAGAACGAACUCAUUUCUAGAUGAUGGGCUAAGAUAGGUCCAUAGUAAAACCUUAUCACGGAGUAGCGAUAGAUCUACAGAAAAUACAUGGAAACUGAAAAACAGGUCCAAUUAUCCGAUAACUUUUCAUAUCUUAUUUGAAAUAUGAUUGAUUUGUGUUACAAUCGUGUGAAGAAGUUUUAGUGAAUUCGAUUUCAUACAUUUGUUGUAUGUAAUUUACAAAAAUUCUAAGUUAUUAGAAAUUGUAGUUGCGAGAACUACGUUAGGGCGAAGUCGAUAUUACUGAUUUUAACGGAGCUCAAGUUGACCACAAAUAAAAUAUUGGGUAAUUAUUACUGAACCCAGACGGGCGAAAUGUGUUUUUGAUCCGCCUGAAUGCAAUAAUAAUAAUUGAUGUACUUGUAUCAUAUGAAAAGAAACCUCUGUUAGCAUCAAACAAAUAAUUUUGUACAGGCAAAUUACCGGAGCAACUGUUUGGAAAAGAAAAAUUAAUUGCAAAAUUCGUCGAACACUCAUAACCGAUCAUUUUAUCUGAAAUUGGACUAUUUUGUUUUCGAUUUAAGAUGCCACUCUUUGAAAUUCUCAUUUUGUACUAGAAUUCUCCAAUUAUAAUAGGCACCUACUUGUUUCUCUCAUUCUGAAUCUUGUAAUGUAUAAAUGAAUUUACAAAAAUAUAUUUUUUACGUUUUUAAUGUAUGUGAACCGUGUAACAGUAAUAAACGUAUGUUUCUUUAUUUCUA